AUGGCCGACGCCCAGCUCUACGAAGAAUCCUUCCAAGUCUCGCAAGUGAACAAAGAUGUCUACGACCGCGUGCACCGCAUCGACGCGACCAGCCUGGACAAUGCGACUAAGCUGAUCCUCGACAUCAACAGCGAGCUCUACCCCAUCGAGACGAACGAGAACAUCCAGGUCCUGAUCGCAUCGACGUUGAACCUCGACGGCAGCAAAGACGAGAUUGCGAGCGGAUGGCGCGGGAACAGACCGAAUGAGGCCUCGUUGGCGGAUAUGUGGGAUUAUGUCUGUUACGGGAAGGUGUAUAAGGUGGAGGAUCCGGAGACCGGGGACAGGAUAAAGGUUUACGUCUCGUUCGGAGGCUUACUCAUGUGUCUGGACGGCCCCUACAAGAAGCUCUCGCCGCUCAAGAUCGACUACGUCUACCUCCUCAUGAAGAAAUAA
Molecule: messenger RNA, 435 nt
Organism: Dissoconium aciculare CBS 342.82
Lineage: Eukaryota; Fungi; Ascomycota; Dothideomycetes; Mycosphaerellales; Dissoconiaceae
Product: RNA polymerase
Exons: 2
Coding region: 1-435 (144 amino acids)
Biological process (GO): DNA-templated transcription
Cellular component (GO): RNA polymerase II, core complex; RNA polymerase I complex; RNA polymerase III complex
Molecular function (GO): DNA-directed RNA polymerase activity
Source: RefSeq, a predicted model, not a curated record